AUGGCUCAUGUAUCUACCAUUUAUCUCUACAAGCCCAAUGGAGAUCCCGACUUCUUUUCAAUGGAGAUUCUUAAGAAUGCGUUGAGCAAAGUCUUGGUCACCUUCUAUCCACUUGCAGGAAGGCUUGUAUUUGACAGAGAUGGCUGCCCGGAGGUGGACUGCAAUGCCGAGGGCGUGCUCUUCCCCGUCGCACACGCAGAUUGCACUGUUGAUGGCUUUGGUGAUUUUCGGCCUUCACCGGCGGUGCGCCAACUUCUCGUCCCAUCGGUCAACGUGCCCGAGAAAUCAUGCAUCUUAGCUUUAUUUCAGUAUGGUGGAGUUUGCCUUGGUUGUGCCUUGCACCACUCGGUCAUUGAUGGGGUUUCGGCUCUUCAUUUUAUCAAUGCAUGGUCCGAAACUUCACGUGGUUUGGACAUAAUCUCUGUUCCUCCUUUUCGUGAUCACAUUGUACUUCAUGCUCGAUCACCACCAAAAGUCUCAUUUCAUCACAUUGAGUACACCAAUGACGGGAUCUACACCAUAUUCACCUCUCCUCCGCCGGAAGACUUGGUGGGACUAGAAGAAUGUGAGACAGCUAUACUCACAAUAUCUAAGGACCAACUGGACACCCUCAAAUAUGGUCUUAAUGGUGAAAGAAAUCUCAGCACUUUCAAAGCAGUGGUUAUGCAUGUCUGGCGUACAAUGUGCAAGGCCCGAGAACUCCAUGAUGAGCAGUAUACAAGGUUUUUCUUGGCUACCGAUGUUCGUGCAUGA
Dioscorea cayenensis subsp. rotundata (Guinea yam) is the source of this 753-nucleotide messenger RNA. RefSeq names its product shikimate O-hydroxycinnamoyltransferase-like. Gene Ontology annotation, molecular function: acyltransferase activity, transferring groups other than amino-acyl groups. The transcript has 2 exons. Lineage: Eukaryota; Viridiplantae; Streptophyta; Magnoliopsida; Dioscoreales; Dioscoreaceae. Bases 1 to 753 code for a protein of 250 amino acids. The record is from RefSeq and is a predicted model, not a curated record.